CAACUAUACAUACAAGUUACAAACACAAAAAACACUCGCACACUUUCUUUCAACUCUCUUCACUUUACUCUCCCUCUAAAUUUAAACCCCCGGCGCUCCAUGGCUGGCGGUGGAGGCGACGCGCCACCACCACCAAUGAACGGUGGCGAAUUCCUUCUUCAGCUACUUAAAAACCCACCACAACACCCCCGUCCCCAACCACCACCACCACCACAACAACAACAACCGCCGCAACAACUCCCUCACGUUCCCGCCGUCGGACCCUCCAUGCCAUCAUUCUCCGAUCAUCGUAAUCUUCUUUUCCCACCUCAUAAUUACUUCAAUCAAAAUUUAGGGCAUGGGUUUGGGUUUCCUCAAAACCCUAACCCUACUUUUAAUAUAAAUCCCAAUUUUAUCAAUCCAAACCCUAAUUGGCAAAUGGGUUUUGCUCAAAAUCAGCAGCAGCAGCAAGAUGUAACAAAAAGCAGCAAUCUUGUGUUUGGUAGUUUAACUUCUGAAUUUCAAGAUUCGAAAGUGUCAAAAAAUGGUAACUUUGGUUAUGAUCUAGCUAAUAUUGAGAAGCAGUUAUUGAGCAGUAGAGUUAAUAAUGGCCCAGAAGUUAAUAAUAUGCAAAAUGUGCAAGUUAGUUCAUUGGCUUUUGGUAAUUAUGUGGGAUCAAGUGAACCUCAAGUAGUAAGGCGAUCGCCACAACCGCCACCCGGGUUCUCAAGCAGUAGUUCGAGGGGUGUUGGUUUGGAUAAGAGGAAAGUUAACAAUAGUGGGGUUGUGAAUCAAUUUGAUAACCCGGGUCCGUCUAGGGGAAGUCGUCUUCAUUCGGUUCCUGCUGCUGAUGUUGAAGAGUCUAUGAUGGCAUUACAUGCUAUGGAUGAUAAAAAGUUGAAGAAUGGUGGGGUUGAUUUGACUGAUAUGGAUGAUUUAGAGGAACAAGUUGAUAACUUGUUGCUUGAAGAAGGUACAGAUGAGAAGAAUGGUGUAAAGAAGGGUCCAAAAUCUCGAGAUAAGGAUUACAGAUCAGAUAAAAGGGGAGAAUGGAUACUUAACCAGAGAGCAAGGAACUAUAGAAGUCGUAUGCAAUGUCGGGGGGAUAUAAAUAGACUAAACGCUCAUUUCCUUGCAAUUUAUGAGUCUUUGAUACCACCAGAGGAAGAGAAACAGAAGCAGAAGCAACUUAUGGCCCUAUUGGACAAACAUGUUACCAAAGAAUGGCCCGGAGCUCGGUUGUUUCUUUAUGGAUCAUGUGCUAACUCAUUUGGGUUUCGUAAAAGUGACAUUGAUGUUUGCCUUGCAAUGGGGGAUGGUGAUAUCGAUAAAUCAGAGAUCUUGUUAAAGCUGGCUGACAUAUUGAAAUCAGAUAACCUUGAGAACGUUCAGGCGUUGACCCGUGCCAGGGUUCCCAUAGUGAAGCUUAUGGAUCCGGUCACUGGAAUCUCUUGUGAUAUAUGUGUAAACAACCUACUUGCUGUUAUAAAUACAAAGCUUCUUCGUGAUUACUCGAAGAUAGAUGUUAGAUUGCGACAGUUGGCCUUUAUUGUCAAGCACUGGGCAAAAUCACGAGGGGUUAAUGAAACUUAUCAAGGGACCUUAUCUAGUUAUGCAUAUGUUUUGAUGUGCAUUCAUUUCUUGCAGCAGCGUAAGCCUUCGAUCCUCCCAUGUCUACAGGGAAUGGAAAUAACUUAUAAUGUAAAUGUGGACAAUGUUGAAUGUUCUUACUUUGAUCAAGUGGAUAAACUUCAAGGUUUUGGAUCCCGCAAUGGUGAAAGUAUAGCUCAACUGGUUUGGGCAUUCUUUAACUAUUGGGCAUAUUGUCAUGAUUAUGCAAAUGACGUCAUUUCUAUUCGUACUGGGAGCAUAGUAAGCAAACGGGAAAAAGACUGGACUAGGAGGGUCGGGAACGACCGUCAUUUAAUAUGCAUAGAAGAUCCAUUUGAAGUAUCUCAUGAUUUGGGUCGAGUGGUGGACAGACGAAGCAUUCGCGUUUUGAGAGAGGAAUUUGAGCGUGCAGCAGAUAUUAUGCAGCAUGAUCCUAAUCCCUGCGUAAAGCUUUUUGAGCAGUAUGUUGCCAUAUGACUUUUUGCUCCUAGCUAUUACAAUGGUGUUUGUUGCUAGGUGAAAAGAACAGGAUACUUACAAUCGAACCAUCUCUUACGGGCAAUGAUAGUGCAUGAUCAAGUUGAACCUGGAAAGGGAUGAAAGAUGAGCUAGCAAUCUUCAAGAAAUACAUAAAUUGUUUGUCUUUUGGGCGAUCAUUGAUGGUUGAUAAUGUUGUAAGCCACCUGGCGGCACGGUCUUUUUGUGGGCGUACGAGAUUAAACAUAUGUUGCCAACGUUUUGUAGCGUUGGAACCCGUUCUGGUGAAUACUUCUUCUGGCAUAGAUACCUCCAACACCAUCUCUAACUCAUUUUCGUUAUCAUUAUUAUUUUUGGUCGAACACAACUUUUUCAUGGAUUGAAUCAUAUCUGGAAACCAAUGUAAUUCAACUUGUUCAAGUCUUCGCUUGCAAUUGUGACAAAACCAAUUCUUUGUAAAGAGACCUGUGGGUGGAACAAUUCAGCUGAUGGGUCUUAGCCAAGAGAGGGCCGUGGAAGGGGUUCGAGAUAGUGAGGUAAAUGAACCAAUCAGGUGGACGUUCUCUUGUGAAAAUUGAAAGCGUUGCCUUCUUUCCUUCAAAUUCUGAUGAACAUUUUUGGUGUUUUGGAUUGAGGUUUGAGAAUUUUCUCAUGAUUCAAUGCAUAUUCUACAAAAUAAUUGGGUAUUUA
Molecule: messenger RNA, 2757 nt
Organism: Erigeron canadensis
Lineage: Eukaryota; Viridiplantae; Streptophyta; Magnoliopsida; Asterales; Asteraceae
Product: UTP:RNA uridylyltransferase 1
Exons: 7
Coding region: 100-2067 (655 amino acids)
Molecular function (GO): RNA uridylyltransferase activity
Source: RefSeq, a predicted model, not a curated record